CAAAAGAAUGGAAGACCGAGCUUUAUCUCCCUUGUUAUGGCUAUGGUCUACUUUUUUUGCCAUGCUUUUUGUCACUAGUUUCGCCAACAUUCCCAUUGCCAAACCCGGCUGCCCAACUAAGUGCGGAAAGGUAACUAUUCCGUACCCAUUUGGCAUUGGCCUAGAGAAAGGAUGUUCCCUAAGUGAGCCCUACAACAUAUAUUGCAACACCUCCACUGACCCCCCAAAACCAUAUUUGUUGAGCAAUGAUUCUCAGCACGAGAUCAUAGAGAUAUCCCAAACCGGCCAGAUGCGAAUUAGGAAUAAAUUGGUCACAAAAUGCUACCAACCACGGCAAAAAAUAGAAGAUGGAUCCACCAACUUCGUGGAAAUAGGUCUCAUCAACUUACCGGUAGUGAUAUCUGAUACUGCAAAUAAGUUCAUCGCUAUUGGUUGUGAUGAUGACUUGGCUAUAAUGCUUGCAGCAAGUACACCAAUACAGGGCCACGUGAGUGGCUGUGGAGCUACGUGUGAUACACUGGAGAUUAUGCUUAAGCAAAAUGAUACGUCGUGUUUGGGUAGAGGCUGCUGCCAAUCGGUGAUCCCAGACAAAGGAUUGAAACAAGUAACGAUCAUAGCAGAAUCUUUGAUCGAUGUUGGAAACACCACCAAUAACAACGUAUCCUAUUGCAGUGCUGCUUUUAUAGCCGAGGUAAACGAAUUCACCUUUAACGUGGCCGAUCUUUUUGGUAGCAACGCAGAGUUUAUAAAUAGAACAAUUGACAAUGUUCCGGUGGUGCUGGAUUGGUAUGUUGGUGAUAACAAGACGUGCCAACAAGCACAGCAGAAUCGGUCCGGGUCCGGUUAUGCUUGCAUGGAGAAUACCAACUGCACGGAUGUUAAUGGUGGCACUGAUUUCGGGUACCGUUGCAACUGUAGACGUGGUUACGAGGGUAACCCCUAUCUCAGUCCUGGAUGCACAAUAGGUCAGUCUUCCCCCAUAUAUUUUCCAUUAGUAAAAAUGUAAAAUGCUAAAGGUCUAUAAAAUAAA
This is a messenger RNA of Chenopodium quinoa (quinoa), 1030 nucleotides long. RefSeq names its product wall-associated receptor kinase 2-like. Gene Ontology annotation, molecular function: polysaccharide binding. NCBI's taxonomy places the organism in Eukaryota, Viridiplantae, Streptophyta, Magnoliopsida, Caryophyllales, Amaranthaceae. The record is from RefSeq and is a predicted model, not a curated record. The coding region runs from base 8 to 1006 and encodes 332 amino acids. The transcript has a single exon.